UGCGGCGGCUGGUGGGGAUGAGGCGGGUAGUGGUGAUGAGGCGGGUAAUGACACAGAUCCGUCAUCCUGGUGGCGCGCGGGCUACGAGGGCGAUGGCACGACGCACGAACAGCUUGGACAGGUGCACUGGCCUCCUGUCGAGUACACAAAGUACAAGGGGCGUCCCAACUACACCCGCGAUUUUACCUCACCAACCACAUCCCUGAAUUUUGUCUACAACUUUACGAAAAGUCUCUUCCGGCUGGUGUUCACCGACGAUCCGCCGCUGCCACAGAAAUAUAUUAUGGUGUUGGGCGAUGACGUGCUGGCCCUGGGCCCCAAGGUGGAGCGGAACGAUUGGACCGAUCUGUUGGCUCGCUACUGGUUGCUGCUUUUCUUCGUGAUAUUCUUCAUGGCCGGCAUCAUUCUCAUCCCGUGUAUAGGUGUAUGCUAUUGCUGCCUCUGCUGCUGUCGUCGGUGCAAGCAGGGAUGUCCGGCAUGCACUGUCGCAAGGGACUUCAAGCGGCGCAUCUGUUGCGGCAUAUGCCUAGCGAUACUUAUCUUGGGCUUAUGCUUUGGCGUCUAUAUUGCGUUUGUGUCGAACAAGUUUUUGGAUCGGGGAUUUGACGAUACUUCAAUGACAAUGCGGCGCGGCAGCGAGGACACUUGCUCCUUUCUGAAGGAUGUGGCUAAUCACAUCACGCAUCUUUUUUUGAAAAACUUUAUGGAAUUGGAGACGCACAUUAUCGAUGUAUUGGAACAUGCGGAUAAACACAUCUUCCUUGACCUCGCGGAUACAUCCGACAGCAAUGCGCUGGCUGAAUUAGAGCGCAUCUUAGACAACAUGCCAGAAGCUCUAAUCAUCAUGCGUAAUCUGGAUGUGUUGGAGAAGGAAUUACGCAUGUAUGGGUCCCAAUAUCGAGACUGUCUUCGAGGAGUGAAACGAGACAUUAACCAUGCAUGCGCCGUUUUAUGCCAAAGAACCGACACCUGGUCUUUCAACCGCUAUAACGAAAUUCCGGAAUUAGGCUAUGCGAAAUGCCUACACUAUGAUCAGAUUCCCAAUACAACUGUCUAUGUGGAGGGUAUCGAAACGAUUAUUAAAGAGAAAUAUUUUGAAAUACCGAAGAGAGCAUUGGUUCGCCUAAAAGAAGUAAGUGACAAAAUCCGUAAGCAGAUGGAACUCAUCAUCCCGCCAUUGAAGCGAGAUAUCGGCAGGGGGCAUGGUACCCUUUUUGGAUAUGCCUCAAAAAUACGCAACAUAAUUGAGGCAGUGAUCAGUGAUAUUCACCUCAAUACCAAGCGUUCCACAAAGACUUACGACGAUGUCUACGAAAAGCUUGGCCAAGAUCGCGAUGAUAUAUACGAAAUUACAUGCGUCUUAACCUUUAUACUUAUUAUAAUCCUGAUAUUGGCACUCUUGUGCGGCUGCAUCGGUCCAAGUCGGACGGCAGCUGGUGGACUUGGAUUCUGCAGCAAGUCAACGGGCGCCUCCUGUCUGCUAAUGGCCAUGAUUCUAAUAUUUAUUAUUUACUCGUUCGUUACGCUGGUUGGACUAUUCUACUUGCUCAUCGGGGUGGUUACCUAUGAGGGAGCCUGCGCCCCGACGAGCGAAGGCGAUAAGAAUACACUCUUUCGGGUGCUGGACGCAAAGCUAGAUGUUAGCAGAUUGUUGUCGCUCACAGGUGAAGAUUUCGUUUUGCCUCCCAUGCGUAUGUCGAAUGCCAUCAGGAACUGCAAGGCAAAUGAGUCCAUCUUUCACCUGCUGCAAGUGAAUAAUCUUUUCAAUGUCGACGACCUGACACGCCUGCAGUUGUCACUCGAUGACCCCAAAGAAACUAAGCAGUUUACCGACGAUCUGUCAAUGCUGUACCUCUUGACUGACGAGGAAAAAAAGCGACUUCGUGAAAUGCGUAAAGGUAAUCUCUCCACCUACCACGGCAGCUCAUACCUACCACACCUAUGCACUCGUUAUUCAACUUACCCUAUGGUACCCAAUAUUGCGAAUCAGUUGCGAGUAAUCGCCGAAGAAGUCCUUGUCAGUAAAUUAAAUUAUUAUACGUACCAUGAUGGUGACCCGCCCGACUAUAAGGGAUAUAGCACCUACCAUUAUUACUACUGGAAUGCUCACGUGUCUUUCCAUAACAGUCGCAUUGAUGUCGAAAAGAUGUAUAACACAUAUAACGACAGACUAGUACAGACAACGAAUACGAUGAAGCGCCAUGUUAAGAAGAUCAGUGAACUCAUUUUGUACGAGAACUUAGAUUUUGGCGAUUCAAUUGAUAUCUUGCUCUCUAGGAUAUUAAGGGCUGAGAAGUUUAUCCAAAAACAAGGCAAGGAGUAUAUCAAUAAUCUUGCCAAGAAUCUUACCGACGCCAUCAACAGCCAGAUCCGCGAAUACAUAGAUAUGAUAAUUAGUGAAUCCAACAAAAAUGUCGGACAUUGCCAGCACCUCGCCUACAUUUACUAUCGUGGCGUUCGUUUCGUUUGUGAGCGCCUGGUGAAUCCCCUAAAUAGUGCCUGGGUGGGCUUGCUGCUGUGCUCCUUGCUCUUCCUGCCGAUACUCUUCGUAUGCCAUCGUCUGAUGUGCUUGUACCUGAUAAUAUAUCCUGCGGGCCCAGUGGCAGUUGGCCACGAUUGUCCAAGGUGCAGAGCUCGAGCAUAUACCCCACGUCCGCUUGGUACUGAUUUCCCCGUUGGCAUUCCCCACCCUCCAAGACGUUUGCUGCAGCAGCAGCCAGCAACGUUGCAGAUGCAUGUGGAGAAGCGCAAGCGGAAGAAAGCGUAGAAGGAUCGCUCCCCCCAUGUUGUUGCUGUUGAAUUCUAAAGGAAUUGUGGACAAUUCUGAUCCAAUUUGAUAAUUUUAUUUGGGUUCCAAAAUACACAAUGUUUUCAC
Molecule: messenger RNA, 2875 nt
Organism: Drosophila persimilis
Lineage: Eukaryota; Metazoa; Arthropoda; Insecta; Diptera; Drosophilidae
Product: prominin-like protein
Exons: 10
Coding region: 284-2767 (827 amino acids)
Cellular component (GO): membrane
Source: RefSeq, a predicted model, not a curated record